Molecule: messenger RNA, 2223 nt
Organism: Trichoderma breve
Lineage: Eukaryota; Fungi; Ascomycota; Sordariomycetes; Hypocreales; Hypocreaceae
Product: XPG i-region domain-containing protein
Exons: 6
Coding region: 1-2223 (740 amino acids)
Molecular function (GO): 5'-flap endonuclease activity
Source: RefSeq, a predicted model, not a curated record
AUGGGGAUCAAAGGGAUAUAUCGAGAGCUAGGCCCUGGCAAGAGGAUCUCCCUGUCCAAGCUUGCAUCUGACAGCUUCGUGGAGCACAAUCGGCCCUAUCGCCUUGCUAUUGACAUUGCUAUCUGGCAGUUCCAAAACCAAGCUGCUCGCGGCGGCACCAACCCCGCGAUCCGAACCCUCUUCUACCGACUUGUUCGUCUUUUGGGCACGCCAAUCCAGCCAAUUUUCGUCUUCGACGGCCCUAAUAAACCAAAGUUCAAACUUCACGAUGCACCAGGCGAGGCCGAGGCUGAAUGUGCCUUUCUACAAAAGAACGGCAUUGUCGAUGCUGUACUGAGUGAAGAUGUGGACACAAUCAUGUUUGGAUGCACACGAACGCUUCGGAACUGGUCGGCCGAGGGCAAGAACGGAAAGCCAACACACGUCUCCAUGUACGACGUCAACGAUCUGAACAUGGCCAACCUUGGUCUCGAUCGAGAGGGAAUGGUUUUGGUGGCCCUUAUGAGUGGCGGCGACUAUAUCCCGGAGGGAGUGCCUGGCUGUGGACCAAAAGUUGCAUAUACAGAAGGUCUACGCCAGUGGAAAAAGUCAUUGACGCACGAGCUUCGAACUAAUGCAAGCAAAUAUUUCCGCACUCGUCACAAGGCCCUAGACAUUCCGGAGGACUUCCCAAACGUAGAGGUGCUUCGUUAUUACACCCAUCCAGUGGUAUCUCCAGAGUCCACGCUGGAAGUGGUCAGGCAAAGGCUAAAAGAAACCAGGGAAAUCCAGUUGGAUGGCCUAAGGGAAUUUACUAGGGAGACAUUUAACUGGGAUUUCCGCAUCGGCGCAAUCAAAUUCAUCCGUGUGCUCAGCGAGGGCUUGUUUGUGAACCGCAUGUAUCAGGACGGCGUUAACGGAGACGCUUUUGUUAAGAAAAUAUCAGCCCGUCGGAACCAUUUCAGCACAGACAGCACGUCCGAACUACGGCUCGCUUAUAUCCCCGAAGAAAUCGUGCCCAUCGAUAUAUCAAAUGAAGUGGAGGAGGAAAUUACAUAUGCUCGGAGCGGCCUAGCUCUCAAUAGCGAUGAAGAGUUUGGAACAGCUCCAGACAACCUUGAGGACGCCCAGGGCGGUGUCGGGAAGACGUUUGAUAUUACAAAACCAGAACUCACUUGGGUUCUAGAAGAGGUGGCCAGAAGGUUUGCACCAAGAUCUGUCCAAGCUUGGGAGGAGGGCAAAAAACAAAAGUCAACGAAGAAGAAGGCAACAACAUCAAAGACGAAAAAGGAUGCCACGAUGCCUCAUGGGGCUAUUGACAGCUUUGUUCGCAUCACCAAGGCAGUGGAAACUCAGGGGAAAGCUACCAACAGCGUUGCCUCCGACUCGAACAAGGAUGACAGUGAGGUUAAUGAGUUUAGCGAACCAGAUCUCCCUCCUCUUCCUCAACCGAGCCAACUACGCCGACCACAAACACCGCCAUCACUACGGCGGUCCAGUAAGCAACCCAUGCCCAACGCACCUCCUAGCUUGGACCGUUGGACAGUAACCAGCUCACCAGACCCAACUAGGCGUCAUGACGAUGCAGGAGUUUUCGAGGCUAUCGUCAUUUCGUCCAGCCCUACCGGCAGCGCAUCGCCACCUUCACGAUCUUUGCCGUCGUCGCCCAUUACAACAACCACCUCUGCAAGUCGUAAUGGCGAGAUGCCAAAGUCAAUACGGUCGAUUCUUGCGGCGGGUGCUUCAUCGCGGCAAAAGACAUCAUCUCAUCACAAGACAUCUCAAGGAGCAAUAGAGCUAAGACAGAUGUCGAUGGACAUGUCUACAGAAAAACUGCCUCAGUCAGAGACAAGUCGCCCUGGUUCAUCCAAAAGCAGCAAGGGUAGCAUAUACAACCUAAACUCCAGCCGAGAGGAUAUUACUACGAAAACAAUGACAAAGGAAGUCGAGAUUAUACUAUCCAGCAGUCCCGAAGUACCACGUACAUCUCGUCCCACUACGAGCAAACAAAGGACUCGCAUUCCUCCGCCACAGCGCAAUAACAGUCCCGGUCCCGCUCCAGGCAAAAAAAUAUACGUCCCCAACGGGGCUGGCUUCUUCAAGGAGAUUGAAGUUAAUGAGGACGAAUAUGAAGAGAGAAUCUCGCGAGAAGUGCAGUCGCUUCAGGACCGUGGCAUUAGAGCUGGCGUUACUAGAUGGAGUGAUGUGUCGUUUAUCGAUCUGACGGAUGCUCCGAACAGUUGA